Molecule: messenger RNA, 1203 nt
Organism: Schizosaccharomyces osmophilus
Lineage: Eukaryota; Fungi; Ascomycota; Schizosaccharomycetes; Schizosaccharomycetales; Schizosaccharomycetaceae
Gene: trm82
Product: tRNA (guanine-N7-)-methyltransferase WD repeat subunit Trm82
Exons: 2
Coding region: 1-1203 (400 amino acids)
Biological process (GO): RNA (guanine-N7)-methylation
Cellular component (GO): tRNA methyltransferase complex; nucleus; cytosol
Molecular function (GO): tRNA (guanine(46)-N7)-methyltransferase activity; protein binding
Source: RefSeq, a predicted model, not a curated record
AUGACAGAAGCAUCAUUAAAAACAGGUUCUUUUUACCAUCCUUGCCAGUUCAUUUCCUAUCUUCCUAAAAAACAGUUACUCGUGUGCUGUUCUGGUCCGUACUUACUGGGUUUUUCUUUGGCUACUGGAGAAAAAAACUUUGAGUUUUGCUAUCAAGAUGACUUACAGCAGAAAAAUAAAGAGGCAGCAGCUUAUGGACAAGCAUUUCGCCAAGCCGCAUUUUCAAAAGAUGAAUCUCGUCUGGUUGCUGUAAGCGAAGAUAAAUGUUUACGACUAUGGGAGAUCGAUGAGGCCGCUAAAGUCCAUUUGCGUUACGAAAAGACAAUUCCUAAACGAUGCGCAGAUAUGAAGUUUGACGAUUCUGGUGACCUUAUAUUUGGUGACAAAUUUGGUGAUGUUUACCGCAUAAAUGAAGAGUGGUUCAAAAGUGCAUCCUCAGAAAACCAAAAGGAAAAAAAGGAAUCAAAAUUAGAGCCUAUUAUGGGACAUGUUUCAAUUUUAACUCAACUUUGCCUUACAAAUGACCCACAUAAACCUGAUCAAAAAAUCAUCGUCACAUCUGACAGAGAUGAGCAUAUUCGAAUUUCUCGGUUUCCUUCAGCUUAUAUAAUUGACGGUUUUUGCAUGGGCCAUGAAGACUUUAUCUCUCGUAUAUCAUUAUACGAUAAUUCUACUUUAAUAUCUGGCGGAGGUGAUAACCAUGUCUUUUUAUGGGACUUAAAAUCCUGUCAAUGUUUGGAUGCUUUUGACGUCCGCUCGGCUUUUGCCAAUUAUUUAUCUGUCGACAAGCCAAUGGUGAUUUCUUCCAUAAUCCCUAUCCCUCCCAAAAAUCUGAUAGCUUUUGCAUGUGAGGGUAUCGCCGGCCUAGUUUUUGCAACCGUAUCUUCUGAAAAACGUUUAACUUAUCAUUCCGCUAUACCUCUUGCAGGACCCGUGCUUCAUGCCAUUUUCCUACAGAAGCCAAAGGAACGCAUCAUUGCUUCUUUAGAUUCAAGUGUUACAUUCGGUCCAUGCUUUCAGGAAAUAGGCUUCACGGAUGAAGGAUCUAUUCAGUGCGUGGAGAAUCCCAUUUUAGACCGCAUCGAAAAGCAAGGCUUAAUAAAGACAGAGACGAGAUUCUGCCCUUUGGCCCAGUUACACACUAUGAGAAAAAAUCAUUCAAAGUUUUUAAAGUCGGAUUCCACUCAACAACCUAAAGAGUGA